UCUUUUUUCUUUUUUCAUUGUGUUGAUAAAUAUUUUCUUUUAUAAAAAAUGGAGCCUGAUUGGACUUCGUCGUCUCUCCGGACGUAACGAAGACGAAGGAAAGAGAUUAUAACUGCAGACCUUGUUCCGGUGGCACGCCUGCGUCUCUCUCUCCCUCUCUCCCUCUCUCCUUCUCUCGUUGACUUUGACUUUUCCAUUGACAACUUCUUCUUCCAUCUAUCUUCCUCUUUGAAUUCCAAUCCUUCACCUAUCUGCCCUGUUUCCGCCUUCUCGAUUUCUUCGCGUUUCUGUUCCAUUCGCCACUCGUAGAACGACGGCAGAUCUUUUCCGGCCAUGAAUCGUGAUUUGAUUUUCCUAUUCCUCUUCUUCCUUUUCAUUCUCCUCUCUCCUGGAUCCGAUGCUUCUUUCCCUAACCGUUUUUGGAAUCUUCACCUCCGGUUCGCGGUUUCGAAGGAUUCUCUUCAGAGUGUAGCCCCAACUCCUGGUCCUAACUCUGUUGUCAAUGGUAAAUUGAGUAGGGGCGCCCCAACAAAUUCUCCAACUCCUGCAAUCCCUCCAUUUCCCAAAUCAACUGAUGGGUUUACUACAGAGAAGUGUGACUCGUCCUACAAGACUUGCCAUGACCUUAAGGAUUUGAUUGCUUGCCUUCUGUCAGCAGAACAAGCUGAGGUUGAACAAUAUCUUCUGAUCCAAAAUAAUGGGGAGACUUCUCUGAAAGUGAAUGUUACAGUUUCUGACACAAAAUACAAGGAGAUUCAAGUUCCUGAGCAUCAUGCCAAAAAGGUUAAUAUUUCAGACUUUCCAGGGAAUUCAAUGAUCAUAUUAGAUGCUGGAAAUGGGAAGUGUAUAGUUCACCUAGGAUCAUUAACAAAAAACGGCAGCAUUUUUAAGCAGAUCUCUUCCUAUGUAACCCAUUUAAACCUCGUGUCCGGAUCCUAUCUACUAUUGUCAAUUGUUUUUAUCGUUGGAGGUAUAUGGGCAUGCUGCAAAAUGAAAACCAAGGAACGCCAUGCCAAUGGAAUCCCAUAUCAGGAGCUGGAAUUAGCAGAGCAUGACACUUCUCCAACCAACGAUUUGGAAGCAGCCGAAGGUUGGGAUCAAGGCUGGGAUGACGACUGGGACGAGUCAAAGCCUUCAAAUAAAUCCAGCUCCGACAUGAAGGCAAAUGGUAUUAACUCUAGAACUUCUGAUAGAAAUGGAUGGGAAAACGAUUGGGACGAUUGAGACAAGAAAUAACUCAAAAGUUCUGCAUACUCCUCAAUCUUGAAACUCAGUAAACUUAGUGAACAUAGAAAAUUCUUAGGAUGAAAAUUCUGCUUCCCACACCAUAUCUCAUCAUAUGGUAAAAAGUUGUGAGCUCAUUUUUUUUUACUGUUGAAUUACAAGAGAACAAAAUGUAUGCUUAUCACGAUAGGUAAAUUUUUGGUUAAAUUACACCUAGGUUAAUAUUUUUUUACCUUGAUAAACAAUAGAUCUCAGGUUUCCUGUUGGUAAAGCUGGAAAUUGGAAAUUGGAAAGUGCAAUAAUGUUGCUUUUUUUUUCUUUAGUAAAGAUCAUUGCAAUGAUAAGAAUAUUUUGGUGUUGUAAUGUUAAGUGAUAGCGUGGUUACAUAGAUCAAGAGGGUAUCAUUUGGGCCCUCAAUAAAGUGUAAACCAAAACAGAGAAAAGGUUUUGAAGUGCGCAGUUUAUUUUUGUUCCCCA
Molecule: messenger RNA, 1701 nt
Organism: Cucumis sativus (cucumber)
Lineage: Eukaryota; Viridiplantae; Streptophyta; Magnoliopsida; Cucurbitales; Cucurbitaceae
Exons: 4
Coding region: 334-1224 (296 amino acids)
Source: RefSeq, a predicted model, not a curated record